GCGCGCGCGUGCAAGUCGUGUCCUGGAGAAGUUUUGAAUGCGUGCUUCAGAAGUACGCGAGGAUUGUGGCGCAUCGUACGGCUCAGCUGUGGUGAUGAAUGAACGGAGAAGGAGGGAGAUCAUACAUUAACUCCCGCUCUCUGCGGGGACUCUCCAGUUGGUAGAAGACAGGACCGGGAUGCAGAACAACAGCUUUUAGAGCAAACGCGUCAAAUGAAACCCAAACGAAAAUCCACUUAAUUGUGUGGGCUACCCAACCCGGUGUUUUCCAGGGGGUUUUACGCACCGCAAAAGAGUGAAGAGAACGCUGCAGAGAUGAGUGGUGCGUGGUUUCACAUGCUCCUGAAGGAUCCGCUCUCCUGAUAAAGGGACCAAAGAGGACAAAACAGGGCUGUCCAUGAUAUUUUCCCAAAGAUUGCAAAGGUGGAGCGAUUAGAGGAGGGCUGAUGACGGGACUAUUAAUCCUUUCAGUGCAUCAAAAGCACCAAAGGGAAUUAGAAACGCUCGGAUGGAAAUUGGGCGAAUGUUUACAACUGUUUCUGGUUUUAUAUGAAACUGGUGAUUAGUUAAUCUGCGAGGAUUUUUUUUUCUUCCCAUUGAAAAUUUUGUUAAGGAGUAAAUUCGCUUGUUUGUUUUUUUCCACCGAAAGGUUGUAUGGUAUGAGCCGGAGUAAAUUUUCAGAAACUCUCAUCUCAAUCUUUUUUUUCUUCAAGUAUUCCUAAAUCUAAAUGGAAUUAGUUGAGUCUGAAGCCGUUUGUGAAAGGAACAGACAUGGUACAUGGGCACAUCUUCCAUCACGUUGUUGCAAGUCUUCUCAUACUUGGGUUGUCUGGGGCAACAAGGAAGGACACAGCAGGGAAGAACAACUCUGGAGUGAAGCCUGCAGGUCAAUGUGGAACUUGGGUAAAAGAACCAGAAGGAGGGCUCUUCACUUCUCCCAAUUACCCAAACAAAUACCCCCCAGACACAGAGUGUGUUUACAUCCUUGAAGCUCCCCCACGACAGUGUAUUGAUCUACACUUUGAGGAGAACUAUUCAAUCGAGUCCUCUUGGGAAUGUAAAUUUGACAACAUCGAGGUUCGGGAUGGACCGUUUGGCUUCUCCCCGAUACUCGGACGGUACUGCGGUCAGCACAGCCCGCCUGAUAUCAGGAGUAGCGGCCGAUAUCUGUGGAUAAAAUUUGUUACAGAUGGUGAAUUGGAAGCGGUGGGAUUUUCAGCAAGAUACAACUUUACUGCAGAUCCGGACUUUGCAGACAUGGGUGUCCCCCCACCUCUACCCUCCUGUCAGUAUGACAUGGUUGGUCCAGAAGGUAUCGUUGAGUCCCAUCAGAUCACCAGAGACGGGAAGGCUAGCGCCGCGGAGGCCGUCGACUGUAAAUGGUACAUCCGUGCUCCUCCACGCUCCAAGAUCUACCUGCGUUUUCUUGACUAUGAGAUGGCCAAUUCCAACGAAUGCAAGCGCAACUUUGUGGCAGUGUAUGAUGGUGGCAGUUCUGUCGAAGACUUGAAGAGCAAGUUCUGCUCCACGGUGGCCAACGACGUCAUGCUGGUUUCCACGCUGGGCGUCAUUCGCAUGUGGGCAGACGAAGCCAGCCGCAAAAGUCGCUUCCGCAUCCUUUUCACGACCUACCACGAGCCUCCAUGUGAUGCAGAUGCCUUCUUUUGUCACAGUAACAUGUGCAUAAACAACACGCUGGUGUGUAAUGGCAUGCAGAACUGUGUCUACCCCUGGGAUGAGAACCAAUGUAAAGAGAAGAGGAAAGCCAACAUCUUGGACAACCUGAACAACACAAACGGGACCAUAAUUGGUGUCACUUGUUGCAUCGUCCUCAUCCUCCUCAUCGUCUCUGUCAUCGUCCAGAUCAAGCAGCCACGUAAAAAGUACAUCCUGCGGCGUGAGGACUUUGACCCCACCAUGUUCCAAGAGGUCUUUGAGCCGCCUCACUAUGAGCUGUGUACUUUACGAAGCGCCGCUACAGCCGCAGCAACCUCAGCAGACUUAGUCGACCUGGCGGAAGACUUUGAGAACUACCACGCCCUUCGCCGUGCCUCCUCACGCUGCGUCCACGAUCACCACUGUGGCUCCUCGUCCAACCCCGGCUCCGCCCACAUAUCCCAGCUGUCACUUAGUGGAAGAGGAAGCCGUGGGAACUUGAGCACUCGAGACACAGCAGCCGCCACACUGCUCACAGACCUUCCACAGCCGCCCAUGGCACUGCGGCCCUUGCUGCCGUCCACUGGAAACCGCAGGAGCAUCUUGGUCAUGAAGCACAGCUACUCGCAAGAGACAGCGGACAAUGGAUGCGACCUGGAUGACGACCUGGAAGAAGUACCCACCACCAGCCACCGGCUUUCACGCCACGAAAAGGCAGUACAGCGGUUCUGCCUCAUUGGCUCUUUGAGCAAACAUGAAUCAGAGUACAACACAACUAGGGUCUAAGAGACAAUCUCAAGACUUCUUGAGAAUAGUGCGAUCCUGGAUCAGUACGAACGGGCUUCACUGACAUAUGAAAAAGCGGAGCGGAGAUUUACACCAGCAUGAUGCUGAUGAUGAUGAUGAUGAUGAGGAUGAAGGGACACUUUGACGAAAGCCAGGAUAUUGGAAAUAUAUUCAGAUGAACACAAAGGACUAGAUGCAAUGUUGCAAGUGUUCAGCUCUGUACGCACUGUAGUCAAUCCAGAUAAUUUUUUUGUCUUGCUGGAAAGAAAUGGACCUUAAAUGACCACGAUUACUUAUUAUUAAUUAUUAAACUUUACAUUUGGGGUUUUAGUUAGAAACAUAUCUGUAAUUGUCAUGGACCGCUCACUGAAAACUAAAUGAAUGUGAUCAAACAUCUUCAUGUUCAUUGUUAGGCAUGUAUCUUUCAAAUGAGUAGCAUACAUGUUAUGAUUUUAUAGAAAAUUAGAGUUGCUUGCUGUUUGUCAAAUCUAGAUUUAUUUUAUUAGAGACAAUUGGAAUCAAUGACUAACCCUAAUUGAAGUUAAAGCUGUUGGAAUAAACAGUUCAAGGGUGAGUUAUGUGGCUUGUGCAUGCUUCUUUUGUAUCCAUCAAAACAUCAACAUUCUAACAUUUAAAUAUGAAAAGCCCCCAUCUACUAAUACAUAGGUCAUAAGGACAUAAAGAGUAGGCAAAACAAAACCAUCUUCAAAAUUAAUUAAUUGCAUGUCGUUGCUUCGCUAAAUCAUUAGGUAAAGAAAAUGUCACGAAUUUCAUUUUAUAACACUUUAAAACUCCCUUUUAAAUAUGUUCACUAACUUUGACGUGCAUUUUUAUUUUUUACAAAAAAUACUUUUUUCUGGCAAACCUUUACUUCAAGUCUGUUUGUCUUAAUAUCUUUGUAUUAAAACAGACUUUUAUAAAUUUAAAGGAUGAUAGUUUUUACAGUUACUCAAAUAUACUGAUGCUUUGUAAAAUAAAUAAAAAAAAUAAAGCUUUGCCUUUUUUCUUUGUUUUAUUGGCUUUUGGUCAGCAGUUCCUCUGUCCCUUUAUAGUCUUCUCAGACUGUCAGCCCACGCUAUCAAUGUCUCACAAUCAUGUGUUUAGAUGCUGGUUUAUUUGCUGAUUUGCUUUAAAGGAAAACCCAAGUCAAAAUGAUUUUUUUCCCCAAGGAGGGCAAUAAAAAUUAGCCUUAGAUUUUGGAAUCUUGGUUUCCAAAAUCUUUGGUUUCUCCUGAUGAGAUAAAUCCCAUAUACAGUAUACUGCAUAAGGGACCGAGCAGCCUCACACUCUAAUAUCACUCACUGUUGGCAGGCUGCUAUUGUAGGAAAAACAAGCUGCUAUAUAUGGAAUAUGAGAAGAGAUCAGCUUGGAGCACAAUGACAUUAACAUUACUCCCACGCUCUGCCAUUGCCCGUUUCUUCUUGCUGUGUCAGUUUUUACGGUAUUUACCAUCAAUGUGUACAUUCUUUUCUGUAUUCAAUGUCAUGUAUGUAUUGUUUGCAUCCAUGCUCUCCACUCUCCUUUUCCACAAAUACACACAAUCAUUCACAGACCCAUAUUUCUGCACACACAAAAUAAAAUGUUUCUUUUCUAUACACAUACUUUGCUAAUGUCUGGGUCUUGUCUCUCUGUUUCACAAUGGUGCCAACACUUAUGUUAUAGAUGUUUAACAAGCUCACACAAAUACUUCCUCUCUCUUCUUUACUCUCUAUUACACACUCUAUAAUACACAAACACACACACAACACCACAAAGUCAUCUGCCAGUAUAGAUAGAGGUAGAGAGCUCAAUAAUUAGGUAAGUCUGAACCAAUUUAAAUCACAAGCAGCCCAGGCAGCAGAUGAGAAAAGUGUGGGACCCAGAACAGACUUAAAGUAAUAGUGUUUUCAUUUCUCUGCAGAUACGUCAGACAGAUGCAUCAUUCCUCUGCAUCUUGCCAAGUUUGACAGGAUUUGAAGGUUUCUCUCCCUUGCCUCUUGAGUGAACUGUUGCCCUGUGCAACUUUAACAAUGUAGAGUGUUGUAACGAGAAAAAAAAUGUUUGUGGUGUUCGCAAGUUUUUCUUCUUGCAUUUGCUCUAUACCUGUGCUCCACAAGUGGCUGUGAUUGACAGGCCGUGGAACACUAAUUAUUUCAGAUAUGGGAUGGAAACUUUGGUUUUUGAAAAAUAGAGUAUAAUGUAAAGUUGUUCAUGAAGAAAAAAA
Messenger RNA from Etheostoma cragini (Arkansas darter), 4645 nucleotides. It is a transcript of the gene neto1l, whose product is annotated as neuropilin (NRP) and tolloid (TLL)-like 1, like. The record is from RefSeq and is a predicted model, not a curated record. The coding region runs from base 772 to 2442 and encodes 556 amino acids. NCBI's taxonomy places the organism in Eukaryota, Metazoa, Chordata, Actinopteri, Perciformes, Percidae. Gene Ontology annotation, molecular function: protein binding. The transcript is spliced from 12 exons.